GCGGCCGGAAUGAUUUUCCGCGGCGGCCGGCAGGACCAGCGUGCUUCCUCUCCCUGCGCUCCAUCGGCGGUGCAGCCUGGGGCUCCUCGCGCCUCCGCAUCACUUUCUGUAGCCGAAGACUAUUCACACGGGAAUGAAGAUGGCUGUUUCCAUCUCAGAAGAUGAUUGCAUCAACUUUGUGAAAAUGAGAUUCAUUGACAGUAUACUUUACUUUAUACCUGAAAAUUAUGGAGUCCUGGAAUCAGAUCACUUUGGCAAGCUUGUACCUAAAUUGUCAAUCAUACGAAAUUUGGAAAACCAAGUCCUCUUUAUUGAUCGUGAGAAGCGACCUGUGUUUGAGGCGAUGCCUGAUUCUGACUGUGCAGCAAAUGCAUCUUCUACUACAUUUAACAUAUAUGUGUAUAAAGAUAGAUGUGCUAGAGGUAUGGCUGUAGCCUUCUCUGUGACAUGUAACGGAAACCAUACUCUAUCCUGUAAGGACAAAAAUAUUUCCUUUAAGGAAAUCAGUCCUCCUGAUAAUAUCAAUGACACAAAAAGUGACAUGAUAUUCUUUCAGAGAAGCGUUCCAGGACAUGAUGAUAAGAUGCAGUUUGAGUCUUCAUUGUAUGAAGGAUACUUUCUAGCUUGUCAAGAAGAGAAAAAAAUUUACAAACUUAUUUUGAAAAAAAAGGAUGAAUAUGGAGAUAAAUCUGUAAUGUUCACUGUUCAAAACAAAGGCUAGACAUUCACAUUCUACAAUUGAAACUUUCUGAGUUUUGUGUUUCUGAAAGAUUUUUUAUUAAAGUUUAUAGACCUUA
Molecule: messenger RNA, 797 nt
Organism: Octodon degus (degu)
Lineage: Eukaryota; Metazoa; Chordata; Mammalia; Rodentia; Octodontidae
Gene: Il18
Product: interleukin 18
Exons: 6
Coding region: 134-721 (195 amino acids)
Biological process (GO): inflammatory response; immune response
Molecular function (GO): cytokine activity
Source: RefSeq, a predicted model, not a curated record